UCCGCAGAAUGUGAGCGCGCUCGCAGAGGCAUCUUGCAUCAGCCCGGGGAAGUUCGCUCCUCGCCUGGCUCCCCCAGCCUGGGCGAGGAGCGAGGAGCCCGACCGCCCACCGCCGCCUCCCCGCUCCGGACCGCCGACAUGCCAGCCCUCCCCACGCCGCUGCUGCUGCUGCUGGUGCCACUGCUGUGCGUCCCGCGGGCUGCCCGAGCCCAGGUCAACCCGGCGGUGUGCCGGUACCCCCUGGGCAUGUCGGGCGGGCACAUCCCCGACGAGGACAUCUCCGCCUCCAGCCAGUGGUCCGAGUCCACGGCCGCCAAGUACGGACGGCUGGACUCAGAGGACGGCGACGGUGCCUGGUGCCCCGAGAUCCCGGUGGAGCCCGACGACCUGAAGGAGUUCCUGCAGAUCGACCUGCGCGCCCUGCACUUCAUCACGCUGGUGGGCACCCAGGGCCGCCACGCCGGGGGCCACGGCAACGAGUUUGCCCCCAUGUACAAGAUUAACUACAGCCGGGACGGCACCCGCUGGAUCUCCUGGAGGAACCGGCACGGGAAGCAGGUCCUGGAUGGAAACACCAACCCUUACGACAUCGUCCUCAAGGACCUGGAGCCGCCGCUCAUCGCGCGCUUCGUCCGCUUCAUCCCCGUCACCGACCACUCCAUGAACGUCUGCCUGCGCGUGGAGCUCUACGGCUGCGUCUGGCUCGACGGGCUGGUGUCCUACAACGCGCCGGCUGGGCAGCAGCUCGUCCUCCCCGGCGGCACCGUCAUCUACCUGAACGACUCCGUGUACGACGGGGCCUUCGGGUACAGCAUGACGGAGGGGCUCGGCCAGCUGACGGACGGGGUGUCGGGGCUGGACGACUUCACGCAGACCCAUGAGUACCACGUCUGGCCGGGCUACGACUACGUGGGCUGGCGCAACGAGAGCACCGCCGGCGGCUACGUGGAGAUCACCUUCGAGUUUGACCGCAUCCGGAACUUCACCACCAUGAAGGUGCACUGCAACAACAUGUUCGCCAAAGGGGUGAAGAUCUUCAAGGAGGUGCAGUGCUAUUUCCGCUCCGACGCCGGCGAGUGGGAGCCCAACGCCGUCUCCUCGGUGCUGGUGCUGGACGACGUGAACCCCAGCGCCCGCUUCGUCACCGUGCCCCUGCAGCACCGCAUGGCCAGCGCCAUCAAGUGCCAGUACUACUUCGCCGACACCUGGAUGAUGUUCAGCGAGAUCACCUUCCAGGAGCAGGGGCUGUCCCCUCGCCCCAGCACGACCUGCUCUUGCUGUCCCCUCCUGCCAGACCCCACGCUCAAGGUGGACGACAGCAACACGCGCAUCCUGAUCGGGUGCCUGGUGGCGAUCAUCUUCAUCCUGGUAGCCAUCAUCGUCAUCAUCCUGUGGCGGCAGUUCUGGCAGAAGAUGCUGGAGAAGGCAUCACGGAGGAUGCUGGACGACGAGAUGACCGUCAGCCUCUCACUGCCCAGCGAAUCCAGCAUGUUCAACCACAACCACUCCUCCUCGUCCAGCGAGCAGGAGUCCAACUCCACCUACGACCGCAUAUACCCGCUGGGACCGGACUACCAGGAGCCCUCGCGCCUGAUCCGCAAGCUGCCCGAGUUCACGGCCGGGGAGGAGGACACGGGCUGCAGCGGCCUCGUGAAGCCGUCCCCGGCCGGUGUCCCCGAGGGCGUCCCCCACUACGCCGAGGCCGACAUCGUGAACCUGCAGGGCGUCACGGGAGGCAACACCUACUCGGUGCCAGCCCUCACCAUGGACCUGCUCUCCGGCAAGGACGUGGCUGUGGAGGAGUUCCCCAGGAAGCUGCUGACCUUCAAGGAGAAGCUGGGGGAGGGCCAGUUCGGGGAGGUCCAUCUCUGUGAAGUGGAGGGCAUGGAGAAGUUUGCGGACAAGGACUUCGCUCUGCAGGGCCUGGAGGCCAGCUCCGACCGCCCCGUGCUGGUGGCCGUGAAAAUGCUGCGGGCGGACGCCAACAAGAACGCCAGGAAUGACUUCCUGAAGGAAAUCAAGAUCAUGUCGCGGCUCAAGGACCCCAACAUCAUCCGGCUGCUGGCGGUGUGCAUCGCGGACGACCCGCUGUGCAUGAUCACGGAGUACAUGGAGAACGGGGACCUCAACCAGUUCCUGUCCCGCCACGAGGCGCAGAGCCCCCCGGACGCCCACGCGCCCACGGUCAGCUACCGCGACCUGCGCUUCAUGGCCACCCAGAUCGCGUCGGGCAUGAAGUACCUCUCCUCCCUCAACUUCGUGCACCGGGACCUGGCCACGCGCAACUGCCUGGUGGGGAAGCGGUACACCAUCAAGAUCGCCGACUUCGGCAUGAGCAGGAACCUCUACAGCGGGGACUACUACCGCAUCCAGGGCCGCGCCGUGCUCCCCAUCCGCUGGAUGUCCUGGGAGAGCAUCCUGCUGGGCAAGUUCACCACGGCCAGCGACGUGUGGGCGUUCGGCGUGACGCUGUGGGAGACCUUCACGCUGUGCCGGGAGCAGCCCUACUCGCAGCUGUCCGACGAGCAGGUCAUCGAGAACACCGGGGAGUUCUUCCGGGACCAGGGCCGACAGACCUACCUUCCCCAGCCCGCGCUGUGCCCGGACUCUGUCUAUAAGCUAAUGCUGAGCUGCUGGCGACGGGACACUAAAGACCGUCCGUCCUUCCAGGACAUCCACCGCCUGCUCCACGAGCCAGCCGGCGACGAGUGACCCCGUGCUGCCCAGCCCCACGGGACCCCCCCUGGUUUAGGUUCUCAUUGCACAGCCUAGGAGGAAAAACCCCAGACAGGAUGGGGAGCCGAGGCGUGGGACAGCACGGACCCGGAGCUCCUCUGCUGCCCCUGGGGGUGGAGGUUAUUUAUUGAGGCGUCGCGCUCCCGGCGGCGGGACGGGAACGGCGUGCCCCGAGGGAGCAGGGGGCACCGCCGGGAGCCGUGCGGUUGAACUGGAGCAGCGGGGGGAUUUGGGGACGCUGCGUGGAGGGCUUGUGCCCGCGUGGCAUCCAGCCUCUGCUGCCGGCCCGAGCCUGCGACGGACUGAUGGACAGACGGACUGAUGGACGAUGGACAGACGGACAGAAGGACAGAUAGUAGGGCCCUGACCAUGGCUGAUGGGGUCACCGAAGCCCCCUGCCCCAUUGGGACAGCCGUUGGGCCCCCAUGGCCAUGCACGGCGUGCGGACCUUUGCGCUUCCCUAGCCCUGUCCGCGUUACUGCGGCCCCGCGGGGCACCAUUCGCUAUGUUCCGUACGCACCCCUCCGGGGGGGGGCGCCCCGCUAAGAGCCCCUCGCUCCAUCA
Molecule: messenger RNA, 3300 nt
Organism: Oxyura jamaicensis (ruddy duck)
Lineage: Eukaryota; Metazoa; Chordata; Aves; Anseriformes; Anatidae
Gene: DDR2
Product: discoidin domain receptor tyrosine kinase 2
Exons: 17
Coding region: 139-2712 (857 amino acids)
Biological process (GO): multicellular organism development; cell surface receptor protein tyrosine kinase signaling pathway; positive regulation of kinase activity
Cellular component (GO): signaling receptor complex; membrane
Molecular function (GO): protein tyrosine kinase collagen receptor activity; collagen binding; ATP binding
Source: RefSeq, a predicted model, not a curated record